AUGGGGGGCGGAAUCGGCGGUUUCGAUCCAUUUGUGUGGGAGGCUGAAAGACGAGUGCGAAUUGCAAAGAAUAGUUAAAUUAGAAUUGCGUGACACUGAAUAAUUUUCUACUUCGAUUGCCUACUGACGCUGUGAUUCCGAAAAUAAAUGUUCACAAUUUAUCACAAUGAUGAAACGUUCGAAGAGUAUUGUCAUUAUAACGAAACAUAUCCUAGUUUUUCUAUUUCUGCUGAGUCAAGUCAACAGUCAACAGGAUGAGGAGGAUACUACUAUAUACACUGUGCAGUACAACAAAGACAAUUUCGCAGAGGAAGUGCAGAAGAAUAAUCAUGUUGUUAUGUUCUACGCGCCUUGGUGUGGACAUUGCCAAAGAAUGGCGCCACAGUAUGAAAAAUUAGCCAAAGAAACUAAUGGAGAUAAAAGCAAUGUAAUAAUUGCUAAAGUAGAUUGCACCAUUGAUAGUGAACUAUGUAGUGAACAUGAUGUUACUGGCUAUCCGACGUUCAAAUUCUUCAAAGCUGGAGAGACCAAGGGCACUAAGUUCAAGGAUGCAAAGGACAUGCCAUCUCUAAUUGCCUUCAUAUUUGAACAAUUGGGCACACCCUUUGGAGAUAUACACGAAACUCCAUCUGCUCCUGAUGCAGUAAAUGGUCUUUUAGAAUUAACAGAGGACACUUUUGACAAGCAUGUGUCCUCUGGUUAUCACUUUGUAAACUUAUAUGCACCUUGGUGUGGCUUUUGUCGGAAAUUAGCACCUGUAUGGGAGGAGUUAGCUAACAGUUUACGUAACAGUGACCAUGUUAGCAUAUCUAAAGUAGACUGCCAUCAACAUCGUAGUGUUUGCACUCAGUUCGAUAUAAAGGGGUAUCCAACUUUGCUUUGGAUUGAAGAUGGAAAGAAGAUAGAUAAAUAUACUGGACAACGCACUCAUGAAGAAUUAAAGGCUUAUGUAACGAAAAUGCUUGCUAAUGACAACGAUAAAGUGGAUGUUAAAAUUGAUAGUUCGGACAGUACGCUACACGCCGUACUUAGUUUAACCGGCGAUAGUUUCAAGCAUGGAAUAGAAACGGGUGUUUCAUUUGUUAAGUUUUUCGCGCCUUGGUGUGGUCAUUGUAAGCGUUUAGCGCCCAUUUGGGAGGAUCUCGGGAAGAAGUUCUUCGGCAACGAGAAGGUGAACAUUGCCAAAGUGGACUGCACCCUCGACGUCAGCAAAGAUCUGUGCAAUAAACAGGAUGUUGACGGUUUUCCUAGUCUGUACUUAUACCGCGACGGACAAAAAGUGUCCGAAUACAAUGGUGCUCGCAAUCUAGAAGAUCUCUACGAUUUUGUAUUGAAUAAUGUACAGCUGCACGACGAGCUAUGAUUAUCUAUUUAUCUUCUACUAAAUUUAAUUCCGCGACCAGAGCGAUAACCUACGCUGCCUCUCGGAACGCAACGGUGUAACAAUUAAUUUAAUUCUAUACGAAUGUACGACGCGUCUGACUGAGACAACUCCGGAAGUUGUCCAGGUCGUAUAUUUUUUUCAUUUUUGUAUAAAAUAUCAAAACAAAAAUGUUAUACAAUACUAUUAUACGUAAAUAUUAAGGGCCGUUAUAUUUUUCGCGUGGUUAAGUGGUGUACUUCCGAAAUAUAUUUAUAGAACCAAUGUUAAUCUCCAUUGAAUUUCGUGUUCUGUACAUUCAUUCGACACGUUCCGUGCCGCUUUUUAACAUUUAUAAAAUAUAAAAUAUAAUAUUUUGGGGAA
Molecule: messenger RNA, 1744 nt
Organism: Megalopta genalis
Lineage: Eukaryota; Metazoa; Arthropoda; Insecta; Hymenoptera; Halictidae
Gene: prtp
Product: thioredoxin domain-containing protein pretaporter
Biological process (GO): protein folding
Cellular component (GO): endoplasmic reticulum
Molecular function (GO): protein disulfide isomerase activity
Source: RefSeq, a predicted model, not a curated record